UCCCGGAGCCGCUCUGACCUGCUGCUCCGCUACUUCUCGCCUCCUCUCCCGGCCCCAGUUCUCCCACAGCGGGCACCCUCCCGACCCCGCCCUCUUGCCCACCAAGCGGUCUUCCUAGGACCGCUCUGGCCCGAGCGUCCCCUCGACUCUGUGAUCUGGCCUAUCCGGCUGUGUAGGGAGUCGCGGGUGGGUGAGCGACGGAGUGAAUCUUUGCGGUCCAGACCUGAGUCCCUGAGAACGGGCUCCGCCCCCGGCUGGAGUCUCUCCCGGACCAUCCCCGCCUGGCCCGCCCGGGCCUGCAUCCUCUAUGGAGCGCUCGCCCGGCUUCAGGACCCUUCGCCCCCUGGGGACCCACCCAUCUCUAAAGUCCGUUUCGGCCUGCAGCGGUCCGCGUCUGUAGUUGCUGGACACCGUUUUUGGGGUCAGCCAGCCUAUGGGGGCCUGUGUCUAUAAGGGACUCCCACAGUCCCUAGGGCUCGGCCCCGCCUAUAGCGACCCCAUUUUCAGGGCCUAUCAUGGGUCUCUAAGGCCCACCCCUCGACUUCCAGAGCCCGUCGCCAGCUGCGGUUCCCUUAGCAGGGACUGCGAAUUCUAGACCUCCCUGGUCUACAAGGCCAUGUCCCGUCCAUAGAGGUCGCCUUCAGGGCCUCACACCGGUGGAGGGUCCCCGCGGUCUGUAAGGGUCAGUACCGGAGGCAGCGAUGGCCCUUGGCCGGGCUCUGGUCGCCAUGCUGGCCCUGUCUUUGGUCUUGCUGGGGCCGCUGUCCCCUGGGGCCCGGGCCGGGGACUGCAAGGGGCAGCGGCAAGUCCUGCGGGAGGCCCCAGGCUUCGUGACGGAUGGUGCGGGCAACUACAGCGUCAAUGGCAACUGCGAGUGGCUCAUCGAGGCACCAAGCCCCCAGCACCGGAUCCUCCUGGACUUCCUAUUCCUUGACACGGAGUGCACGUACGACUACCUGUUCGUGUAUGACGGCGACUCCCCCCGAGGGCCCCUGCUUGCCAGUCUGAGUGGGAGCACCCGGCCCCCACCCAUUGAGGCUUCCUCGGGCAAGAUGCUGCUGCACCUCUUCAGCGAUGCCAACUACAACCUGCUGGGCUUCAAUGCCUCCUUCCGCUUCUCCCUGUGCCCGGGGGGCUGCCGCGGCCGUGGGCAGUGCCGGCCCCCUGGGGUGUGUGCCUGUGAGCCGGGCUGGGGGGGCCCUGACUGUGGCCUGCAGGAGUGCUCAGCCUACUGUGGCAGCCAUGGCACCUGCGCCUCGCCCCUAGGACCGUGCCGAUGUGAGUCUGGCUUCUUGGGACGUGCAUGUGACCUGCACCUGCGGGAGAACCAGGGGGCCGGCUGGUGGCACAACGUGAGUGCCGGGGACCCUGCCUUCUCCGCCCGCGUUGGGGCCGCCGGUGCCUUCCUGGCCCCACCAGGACUGCUGGCCGUUUUCGGGGGCCAGGACCUCAACAGUGCCUUGGGUGACCUCGUGCUGUAUAACUUCUCUGCCAACGCCUGGGAGCGCUGGGACCUGAGUCCUGCCCCGGCUGCCCGUCACUCUCACGUGGCCGUGGCCUGGGCCGGCUCCCUGGUGCUGAUGGGUGGCGAGCUGGCCGACGGCUCCCUCACUAGCGACGUGUGGGCCUUUAGCCCGCUGGGCGGGGGCCACUGGGAGCAACUGGCACCGCCGGCUUCUAGCUCCUCGGGGCCCCCAGGCCUGGCAGGUCACGCGGCUGCCUUAGUGGACGACAUCUGGCUUUACGUGUCUGGGGGCCGCACCCGGCACGGCCUCUUCUCCUCCGGCCUCUUCCGUUUCCGCCUCGGCCGCACCGGUGGGGGCUGGUGGGAGCAGGUGACUCCAGCGGGCGGGCGGCCCCCUGCCGCCGCCGGCCACUCCAUGGUGUUCCACGCCCCAUCCCGAGCUCUGCUGGUCCACGGUGGACACCGGCCCUCCACUGCCCGGUUCUCCGUGCGGGUGAACUCCACGGAGCUGUUCCAUGUGGAUCGGCGCGUGUGGACCACCCUGAAGGCCCGGGAUGGGCUCCAGGGCCCGCGGGAGCGGGCCUUCCACACGGCCAGUGUCCUGGGCAACUACAUGGUGGUCUAUGGGGGCAAUGUGCACACCCAUUACCAGGAGGAGAAGUGCUAUGAAGACGGCAUCUUCUUCUACCACCUGGGCUGCCACCAGUGGGUGUCGGGGGCUGAGCUUGCGCCUCCAGGAACCCCUGAGGGCCGAGCAGUGCCUCCGAGUGGUCGGUACUCACAUGUGGCAGCUGUGCUCGGUGGCAGCGUCCUGUUGGUGGCUGGUGGGUACAGUGGCCGGCCCCGUGGGGACCUGAUGGCCUACAAGGUUCCUCCCUUUGUGUUCCAGACGCGUGCUCUAGAUUACCACUUGGACUACUGUUCCAUGUACACGGACCACAGUGUUUGCUCUCGAGACCCUGAAUGCAGUUGGUGUCAGGGGGCCUGCCAAGCCGCACUGCCUCCUGGUACCCCCUCGGGGGCUUGUCCAGCUGCCAGCUGCCUGGGCCUGGGGCGUCUCCUGGGCGACUGUCAGGCCUGCCUGGCCUUCAGCAGCCUGGCAGCUCCUCCCCGGGGGCCCGGUGCCCUGGGCUGGUGCGUGCACAAUGAGAGCUGCCUCCCUCUGCCCGAGCAGUCCCGCUGCCGAGGAGAGCAGAUCUCGGGCACCGUGGGCUGGUGGGGGCCCACACCUGUCUUCGUCACUUCCCUGGAGGCCUGCGUCACCCAGAGCUUCCUGCCUGGCCUGCACCUGCUCACCUUCCAGCAGCCGCCCAAUGCCUCCCAGCCCGACAAGGUCCUGAUCGUCCGCAGCACAACCAUCACCCUGACACCCAGCCCAGAGACCGACGUGUCCCUGGUCUACCGUGGCUUCAUCCACCCGCUGCUUCCGGGAGGGCCUGGCGGGCCAGGGGCCGAGGACGUGGCCGUGUGGGCCCGGGCCCAGCGCCUACGCGUCCUGGCCCAGAUGGCCCGUGGCCCCGACACAGAGAACAUGGAGGAGGUGGGGCGCUGGGUGGCUCAGCAGGAGAAAGAGACGAGGCGGCUGCAGCGCCCGGGGGCCGCCCGCCUCUUCCCGCUGCCUGGCCGGAGCCAUAAGUAUGCGGUGGAGGUGCGGGGCCAGCUCAACGGCUCGGCAGGCCCUGGGCACAGCGAGCUCACGCUGCUGUGGGACCGGACCGGCGUGCCUGGGGGCAGUGAGAUCUCCUUCUUCUUCCUGGAACCCUACCGCUCAGCGGCCUGCGCCUCCUACUCCUCUUGCCUGGGCUGCCUGGCCGACCAGGGCUGUGGCUGGUGCCUGACCAGCGCCACCUGCCACCUGCGCCAGAGUGGGGCCCACUGCGGGGACAGUGGGGCCAACGGGUCCCUGCUGGUGCUGGUGCCUGCCCUCUGCCCCCUCUGUGAGGAGCAUCGCGACUGCCACGCCUGCACCCAGGACCCCUUCUGUGAGUGGCAUCAGAGCACCAACCGCAAAGGGGAUGCGGCGUGUAGCCGGCGGGGCCGCGGUCGUGGUGCCCUGAAGAGCCUGGAGGAGUGUCCCCCGCUCUGCAGCGAGCGCCUGACCUGUGAGGACUGCCUGGCCAACUCAAGCCAGUGCGCCUGGUGCCAGUCCACCCACACCUGCUUUCUGUUUGCCGCCUACCUGGCCCGGUACCCGUAUGGGGGCUGCCGAGGCUGGGACGACAGCGUGCACUCAGAGCCACGGUGCCGGAGCUGCGACCGCUUCCUGACCUGCCACGAGUGUCUGCAGAGCCAUGAGUGUGGCUGGUGCGGCAACGAGGACAACCCCACGCUGGGGCGGUGCCUCCAGGGGGACUUCUCUGGGCCCCUGGGUGGGGGUAACUGCUCCCUUUGGGUGGGGGAGGGCCUGGGGCUGCCCGUGGCCCUCCCUGCCCGCUGGGCGUAUGCCCGCUGUCCUGACGUGGAUGAGUGUCGCCUGGGCCUGGCACGGUGCCACGUUCGGGCCACCUGCUUGAACACGCCCCUCAGCUACGAAUGUCACUGCCAGCGGGGCUACCAGGGAGAUGGUAUCACAUACUGCAACCGCACGUGCCUGGAGGACUGCGGCCACGGUGUGUGCAGUGGCCCCCCUGACUUCACCUGCGUGUGCGACCUGGGCUGGACGUCUGAUCUGCCCCCACCCACGCCUGCUCCGGGACCCCCUGCUCCCCGCUGCUCCCGAGACUGUGGUUGCAACUUCCACAGCCACUGCCGCAAACGAGGGCCUGGCUUCUGUGAUGAGUGCCAGGACUGGACCUGGGGGGAGCACUGUGAGCGGUGCCGGCCCGGCAGCUUUGGCAAUGCCACGGGCUCGGGCGGCUGCCGACCGUGCCAGUGCAAUGAGCACGGGGACCCUCGCCUCGGCCACUGUGACAACCUCAGCGGGCUCUGCUUCUGCCAGGACCACACUGAGGGUGCCCACUGCCAGCUCUGCUCCCCUGGCUACUAUGGGGACCCCCGGGCCGGUGGCUCCUGCUUCCUAGAGUGUGGGGGUCGCACCUUCCUCACCAACGUGUCCUCAGUGGCACUGGGCUCACGCAGGGUUGGCGGGCUGCUGCCUCCAGAGGGUGGGGCAGCAAGAGCCGAGCCAGACCUGUUGUAUUGUGUGUGGGUUGUCUCGGCCACCGAGGUGCUGCAGCCCUGUGCUCCGGGGACCCAGUGUCCGCCACUCACCCUCACCUUCUCCCCUGACAGCAGCACCCCAUGCACGCUGAGCUACGUGCUGGUCUUUGAUGGCUUCCCACGCUUCCUGGACACCGGUGUGGUGCAGUCGGACCGUAGCCUCAUUGCUGCCUUCUGCGGCCAGCGGAGGGACAGGCCCCUCACCGUGCAGGCCCUGUCUGGGCUGCUCGUGCUGCACUGGGAGGCCAAUGGCUCCUCGUCCUGGGGCUUCAAUGCUUCAGUGGCCUCCGCCCGCUGUGGGUCAGGGGGCCCUGGGAGCUGUCCUGUUCCCCAGGAGUGUGUGCCCCAGGACGGGGCCACCGGUGCUGGACUCUGCCGCUGUCCCCAGGGCUGGGUUGGCCCACACUGCCGCAUGGCUGUAUGUCCUGAAAACUGCAAUGCCCACACCGGGGCAGGGACCUGCAACCAGAGCCUGGGUGUGUGCAUCUGUGCCGAGGGCUUCGGGGGCCCCAACUGUGCCACGAAGCUGGACGGUGGGCAGCUGGUCUGGGAGACCCUCAUGGACAGCCGCCUUUCAGCUGACACUGCUAGCCGUUUCCUGCACCGCCUGGGGCAUACCAUGGUGGAGGGACCUGAUGCCACUUUGUGGAUGUUUGGGGGCCUGGGCCUUCCCCAGGGGCUGCUGGGAAACCUGUACAGGUACUCAGUGAGUGAGUGGCGGUGGACCCAGAUGCUGGCAGGAGCUGAGGACGGGGGCCCAGGCCCCGCACCCCGCUCCUUCCAUGCAGCUGCCUAUGUGCCCUCUGGCCGUGGUGCCAUGUACCUUCUUGGAGGGCUCACGGCUGGGGGCAUUGCCCGAGACUUCUGGGUCCUCAACCUGACCACCCUGCAGUGGCGGCAGGAGAAGACCCCUCAGACUGCGGAACUGCCUGCUGUCGCUGGCCACACCCUCACUGCCCGCCGAGGCCUGUCUCUGCUCCUGGUGGGCGGCUACUCCCCUGAGAAUGGCUUCAACCAGCAGCUUUUUGAGUACCAGCUGGCAACUGGCACCUGGAUGUCCGGCGCUCAGAGCGGGACGCCCCCCACAGGUCUCUAUGGUCAUUCUGCCGUGUACCACGAGGCCACGGACUCCCUCUACAUAUUUGGGGGUUUCCGCUUCCACGUGGAGCAGGCGGCUCCGUCCUCUGAGCUUUACUCCCUGCACUGUCCUGACCGCACCUGGAGCCUGCUGGCCCCUUCUCAGGGGCCAAAGCCCCUCCCCCGACUUUUCCACGCCUCCGCCCUGCUGGGGGACACCAUGGUGGUCCUGGGGGGGCGCUCAGACACUGAAGAGUUCAGCAGUGAGGUGCUGCUCUACCAGGUCAACUGCAACAGCUGGCUCCUGCCUGACCUCACCCGCCAGGCCUCUGUAGGGCCCCCCAUGGAGGAGUCCGUGGCCCACGCUGUGGCGGCGGUGGGCAGCCGGCUGUAUAUUUCAGGGGGCUUUGGGGGAGUGGCCCUGGGUCGCCUGCUGGCCUUGAGUCUGCCCCCAGACCCCUGUCGUCUGCUGCCCUCGCCUGAAGCUUGCAACCAGUCUGGGGCCUGCACCUGGUGCCAUGGCGCCUGCUGGUCUGGGGACCAGGCCCACAGGCUGGGCUGUGGGCCUUCCCUCUGCUCCCCAAUGCCUCGCUCUCCUGAGGAAUGUCGGCGACUCCGCACCUGCAGUGAGUGCCUGGCCCGCCAUCCGAGGACCCUGCAGCCUGGGGAUGGAGAGCAGGCAUCUGCCCCCCGCUGUAAGUGGUGCACCAACUGUCCCGAGGGUGCCUGCAUCGGGCGCAACGGGUCCUGCACCUCGGAGAACGACUGUCGGAUCAAUCAGCGGGAGGUGUUCUGGGCAGGAAACUGCUCAGAGGCUGCCUGCGGGGCUGCCGACUGCGAGCAGUGCACCAAAGAGGGCAAGUGCAUGUGGACGCGUCAGUUCAAGAGAACAGGGGAGACCCGGCGCAUCCUGUCCGUGCAGCCCACCUACGACUGGACGUGUUUCAGCCACUCUCUGCUGAACGUGUCCCCGAUGCCUGUGGAAUCAUCGCCCCCACUGCCCUGCCCCACUUCCUGUCACCUCCUGCCCAACUGCACCUCCUGUCUGGACUCCAAGGGUGCAGAUGGGGGCUGGCAGCACUGCGUCUGGAGCAGCAGUCUCCAACAGUGUCUGAGCCCCUCGUACCUGCCCCUGCGAUGCAUGGCUGGAGGCUGCGGGCGGCUGCUCCGGGGGCCCGAGAGCUGCUCCCUGGGCUGUGCUCAGGUGACCCAGUGCGCCCUGUGCCUGCGGCGACCCCACUGUGGCUGGUGUGCCUGGGGGGGCCAGGAUGGAGGCGGCCGCUGCCUGGAGGGUGGACUCAGCGGCCCCCGUGAUGGGCUGACGUGUGGGCGUCCUGGCGCCUCCUGGACCUUCCUGUCCUGCCCUCCUGAGGACGAGUGUGCAAACGGGCACCAUGACUGCAAUGAGACACAGAACUGCCACGACCAGCUCCACGGUUACAAGUGCAGCUGCAAGACGGGCUACACCACAGACAACGUAACGGGGCUGUGCCGCCCAGUGUGUGCCCAGGGCUGCGUGAACGGCUCGUGCGUGGAGCCCGACCACUGCCGCUGCCACUUUGGCUUCGUCGGACGCAACUGCUCCACGGAGUGUCGCUGCAACCGCCACAGCGAGUGUGCCGGCGUGGGGGCCCGCGACCACUGCCUGCUCUGCCACAACCACACCAAGGGCAGCCACUGUGAGCAGUGCCUCCCGAUGUUCGUGGGUUCCGCCGUGGGGGGUGGGACCUGCCGGCCCUGCAACACCUUUUGUCGAGGCAACAGCGACACCUGUAUCUCCAGGAAGGAUCUUGAAAGGGCCAGAAGGGAGCCAGAGAAGUACUCGCUGGAUCCAGAGGAGAUCGGAAACUGGGUGACAGAGGGUCCUAGUGAAGAUGAGGCCGUGUGUGUACACUGCCAGAAUAACAGCUAUGGGGACAGAUGUGAGAGCUGCCUCCAUGGCUUCUUCCUCCUGGAUGGGAAGUGCUCCAAGUGCCGUUGUAAUGGCCAUGCGGACACAUGUAACGAGCAGGAUGGGACAGGCUGCCCGUGUCAGAACAACACAGAGACGGGCACCUGCCAGGGGAGCUCCCCCAGUGACCGCCGAGACUGCUACAAGUACCAGUGCGCCAAGUGCCGGGAGUCAUUCCACGGGAACCCGCAGAGCGGGCAGCAGUGCUACCGCCUCAUCUCUGUGGAGCAGGAGUGCUGCCUGGACCCGACCUCCCAGACCAACUGCUUCCACGAGCCCAAGCGCCGGGCCCUGGGCCCCGGCCGCACCGUCCUCUUCGGCGUGCAGCCCAAAUUCACCAACGUGGACAUCCGCCUGACACUGGAUGUGACCUUUGGCGCCGUGGACCUCUAUGUCUCCACCUCCUACGACACCUUUGCGGUCCACGUGGCCCCCGACACGGGCGUCCACGUGGUGCAAAUCCAGUCUCUGCCACGGCCGCCCUCACCCCCGGCCGAGGGCGGGCCCCGGGGGGCCGGGGAUGUGGGGGGACCAGGGACUGGGAGUGGACCGACCGCUACAGUGGAGCCGCGGGUGCGGGAGGUGUGGCCACGGGGCCUGAUCACCUACGUGACGGUGACAGAGCCGUCGGUAGUGCUGGUGGUUCGCAGCGUGCGGGACCGUCUGGUCAUCACUUACCCGCAUGAGCACCACGCCCUCAAGUCCAGCCGCUUCUACCUGCUGCUGCUGGGCGUCGGGGACCCCGGUGGGCCCGGCGCCAAUGGCUCGGCCGACUCCCAGGGACUGCUCUUCUUCCGGCAGGACCAGGCCCACAUCGACCUGUUCGUCUUCUUCUCUGUCUUCUUCUCCUGCUUCUUCCUCUUCCUCUCGCUCUGCGUGCUGCUCUGGAAGGCCAAGCAGGCCCUGGACCAGCGGCAGGAACAGCGCCGACACCUGCGAGAGAUGACCAAGAUGGCCAGCCGCCCCUUCGCCAAGGUCACUGUCUGCUUCCCACCCGACCCUGCCGCGCCAGUCCCUGCCUGGAAGCCGGCCGGACUCCCGCCACCCACCUUCCGUCGCUCUGAGCCUUUCCUGGCACCCCUGCUGCUGACAGGGGCAGGUGGGCCCUGGGGGCCUGUGGGAGGGGGCUGCUGCCCACCAGUCAUCCCUGCCAGCACCGCCGGCCUGCGGGCUGGGCCGAUCACCCUUGAGCCCACGGAAGAUGGAAUGGCUGGUGUGGCCACACUGCUGCUCCAGCUGCCCGGUGGGCCCCACGCGCCCAACGGUGCCUGCCUGGGCUCAGCCCUCGUCACGCUGCGGCACAGGCUGCAUGAGUACUGUGGAGGCGGCGGGGGUGCUGGGGGCAGCGGGCAUGGGGCUGGUGUAGGCCGGAAGGGACUGCUGAGCCAGGACAACCUCACCAGUAUGUCCCUCUGACCCGAGGCCAAGCUCUCAGCCGCAGCAGCAAAGUGCCCUGAUGGGGCCCUGGGCUCGGGGCACAUCCACAUGAGGGGCCCUCGACACUGUGUCCUCAGAGACCUCUGGUUCUUUUUCCCUGGGGGCCCCCAGACAGGCCCUUCUUUGUUGUGCAUUCAACAGUUAUUUAUUGAGUACCUGCUGUGUGCCAGGCACUGGUGAAGGCACCAGGUAAACAGGAACCAAGGCAGACAUGGUUCCCCAAUCUCGUGGGACUGAUGUGCCUGUAGGGACUGAGGGUUAAGUCAGCCGGGCAUCCAAGAAGCUACACAAAGAUUGAGAAGGAACUGGUUGUGGGAAGAGCUACGGGACGUGGGCUCCCGGCAGAGGGGACAAGGUCCCUGAGGUGGGAACAGCUCGUUUUAACGGGAAGGUCCAAAAGCUGGUCAUUGUGACCCCAACUGAGUGUGGGGAGGAAGUAGGGCCGGGGUCAGGCAGAGGUAGGUCACCCAGGGCCCGUGGACCCCAGACAGGGUUUGGGUUUUGUUCUCAGGGCAGUGGGAAGCUGUAGGACAGUUAGUUUUAUGGGGGGGGGGGUGGUGAUGGGAUCUGAAGGUUUUAUUUAAGAUGUCACUCAGCUGUGGUGUGGAGAAUGGGUUGGAAGGGGUGAGAGAAACAGCAAGGGGACAGUGCUGAUGGGCCCAGUCAGGAGUCCGGGCCAGAGGCAGGAUGUGGGCGAAGGAAGUAAGGGUAGAGUGGGCGUCGGGGUGAGGGAGAGAGGAGUCCAGAAUGACACCAACUUUGUGGCCCCAGCUGUGGGUGGAUGAUGGCGCGGUCUGUUAAGAUGGGCAGACGGGCUUACGGGGAAGAUCAGGAGCCUAGUUUCGGACCCAAGAUGCCCUUUAGACCUGUGUUAAGCGAGGCCCAACCAGGGAAACAAACCACUCUGAGCAUUUCAGCAGAAGGAACUGAGUGCGUGGCGCUGGCUGCACUGGUGACGGGGGAGGCUGACAAGAGGGAGGACAGCGAGGCAGCCCAGGGGCUUGAGCCAGAGCUGGAAGCCGAUGCUGCCCCCCUUGGCUGGAGGGACAAAGCUCUGGUGGGGUCACCUGACCCCAGGGCUGGGGUCACAGGCUCAGAAGUGGGGGGAGGAGUGAAUGCCAAGGUUGGAGAUAAAAAAUGGUGGAGACCUUAACGUAGAGCUUUCUUCCCAGGCAUUGCUGCCUUGAAGAUUUCUGGCCUCUCCCCAGGGGCUGCCCCCGACCCCAGCCAUCACCUUGGACUUCUGAGCCCCUUUCCACCCCUGUCCUAGACACCGUGAAGUUAAGACUCUCCUUUCCCAAGAGUUCACCCCCCAGCCACUUUUUGGGACCUUGCAGAGCUGGGUACUGCAUCUCCCCCUCUGCUGGGGCCCCAGUCUAGGGCCCACCCAUGUGUGCUGCUGGCUGAGAAAGUGGGGAGUGUUUGAAUCAACAAAGAGUGUGGGGAAGACCAUGUCCCACUGCUGUCUACAUGCAGAGUUGGGUGUCUUGGCUCUCUGACCCAGUACCCACGCUCUGGAUAAAUCAGACGAAUGCCCUUAUCUCACUCGGUGCCCCCUCAAAGCCACAUGGCCUGAACUCUGUCCCCCCUAGGCAGGCGUCAGGGUGGUACCACCAUAGAAGCUCUUGUUCCCAGAAGGGAUAAACCAAGGGGACGUGAGGGCAGUGAGACCUUUGACUCUAACCCCAGAUCUCUGUCAGGGAGGCCUCCGUUUGUUUCCAGAGGGAAAACAGGCCUUCCUGGGUCCUAGGACCAGCUGCGAUCCUGGCCUCUGCCCUGAGAGGCGUUCAGGUAUGGAGACUGAAAUGGGGCCCUAGCAUGGCAAGCUCGCUCUAAUUCAAGCAGAUUCUCAUGGCCCGAACCAGAAGCAUGUGGGAGCCCAGUCCCCCAGCAAGCAACAGCCCUGAGGCUAGGGGAGAUGGGAGCCUGAGAUCGCUGUCCUCUCGGGCCCUUGGUCGUGGGAGUCUUGCUGGAAGUGUUCACUCACCUUUCUGCACAAACCCGCCUGGAGGCCCCAAGCUGGCUGCCUCAUCUGGUGUUCAGCCACAGACGUGGUGAUAUUUUGAACUGAGGAGUGGUGUGAGUCUCCAUCGUGGUCUGAAUAUCAUAAUAUUAAUGUUUGCAGACUUUCUGGGCAGUUGGGGAUUUUCAGGGAUUUAUCUGCCCACACAUAAGUUUUGCCUUUAUGAGCUGACGGUAGCCCCUAACCUCCAAGGUGUGACUGUGAACUUGUAUUUGCUGAGUACCGGUGCUGGACAGUUUGCUUGGCUUGUUACUGCAUUUGAUCUUUCCAACAGCCAUGCAAGGCAGGUACCAUGUAGCCCCAUUUUGCAGGUGAGAAAACAUUAAAUACGUUUUAUUUAGCUGUUAA
This is a messenger RNA of Artibeus jamaicensis (Jamaican fruit-eating bat), 11460 nucleotides long. RefSeq names its product multiple EGF like domains 8 (gene MEGF8). The transcript has 41 exons. Gene Ontology annotation, molecular function: calcium ion binding; protein binding. The record is from RefSeq and is a predicted model, not a curated record. The coding region runs from base 702 to 9068 and encodes 2788 amino acids. NCBI's taxonomy places the organism in Eukaryota, Metazoa, Chordata, Mammalia, Chiroptera, Phyllostomidae.